Molecule: messenger RNA, 1075 nt
Organism: Scleropages formosus (Asian bonytongue)
Lineage: Eukaryota; Metazoa; Chordata; Actinopteri; Osteoglossiformes; Osteoglossidae
Product: nicotinamide riboside kinase 2-like
Exons: 8
Coding region: 214-840 (208 amino acids)
Source: RefSeq, a predicted model, not a curated record
UGACUUUGCGGCAGGUUCUCUCUCUGUGGAAGACGGUGACAGAGCCACAUCAUCCAGCAUUACUUAUAAUUCGCACCAUGGAGGACUCGAGUAGUUGACGUUUCCUUUAACCUUCUCUUUUUAAGCUUUCUUUCGUGUAUCGAUCAUCGCGCUCCGAAACCGAGCUUACUGGUUCGUCCACUUUUUUUCCUGGAGGUGUGCGUGCUGUCAGAUAUGAAGAUGAAGUUCGUUGUCGGCAUCGGAGGGGUAACCAACGGGGGUAAGACCACCCUCACGGACCAGUUAAUCAAGAAUUUACCCAACUGCUGUGUCGUGCACCAGGAUGACUUCUUCAAGCCCCAAGAUCAGAUUGAAGUGGGUGAAGAUGGCUUUAAGCAGUAUGAUGUGAUUACUGCCCUGGACAUGGAGGCCAUGAUGAGCACCAUCUACGCUUGGCUUGAGAAUCCAGUGAAGUUUGAGCGAUCACACGGCAUCAACAGCACUCUGGACACGGAGAUAGGCUCGGAGUCUAAGCAUAAGGAUGAUGGCAUCCACAUCCUUAUUGUGGAGGGCUUUUUGCUUUACACCUACGGGCCUUUGAUCGACAUAUGUGACCAGCGUUACUUUAUUUCCAUUCCAUACGAAGAAUGCAAAAAGAGAAGGUGUUCAAGGAACUACCUGGUGCCAGACCCGCCUGGACUGUUUGACGGUCAUGUCUGGCCCAUGUAUGUGAGACAUAAGACCAUGAUGGAGGAGGCUGGAUUUGAAGUUGUGCAACUAGAUGGAACUAAGUCGAAGGAGCAGCUGUAUAAUGAAGUCUUUGGGCAAAUACAAAACGGCAUCUACAGACAGCUGCAGUAAACAAAGGUCAUGUGAUCUGCUAAAACCAUAAUCUACACGCCUUGCCUUAAUGUGUUGAAGUGGCAGCUCUUUAUUAUCAGUCAGCUAAGACUUUAAAUUAUUUAUCCAAUGGCAUUAUGUGCUGGCUUGGUUUUAUAUCUUUCAUAUUUAUUAUUGCUUUAUCAUAAGCCAACAUUUUGGAAUGGUUUUACCUAGAUGCACCUGUCAAUAAAGGCAACCUCCUGAAAUGUUUGGA